Messenger RNA from Anopheles coustani, 1804 nucleotides. RefSeq names its product CUB and peptidase domain-containing protein 1-like. The transcript is spliced from 4 exons. Lineage: Eukaryota; Metazoa; Arthropoda; Insecta; Diptera; Culicidae. Gene Ontology annotation, molecular function: serine-type endopeptidase activity. Bases 1 to 1710 code for a protein of 569 amino acids. Gene Ontology annotation, biological process: proteolysis. The record is from RefSeq and is a predicted model, not a curated record.
AUGGGAAAGGUUAUCAGCAACUGGCGGGGAUUUUUCUGCGUAUUCGUUGGACUACUGCUCCCAGCUGGGCCAGCGCAUAGUGUACCCAUUGAAGGAUGUGGCGUGCGUAAGCUGGACGCCAUCGGGUUGAUAGUGAAAGGACAGGAUGCCCGUCCGGGUGACUGGCCGUGGCAUGUUGCCAUUUACGAUGGGAAAAAUACAAAAACUCCAACGUACGCGUGCGGUGGCUCGAUCAUAAGCGAGUACUUCGUACUUACCGCCGCACAUUGCUUUCAGGAGCCGAAUCCGGUUAGAUACUCCUUUAAAACGGGCGUACAUCUCCUCAACUCUGACAUUGAUACGAUCAAUUACGCACUGUUUGAGAUCAUCAUCCAUCCAAAGUUCGACCGGAAGCUCUACAACGACAUCGCACUACUACGGCCGGAAAAUAAGAUCGUGUUCAAGAGUACCAACGUGUGGCCGAUCUGCCUUUGGUCGGAGGAAGCGAAUGUGAUUAAUGUGCUUCAAGUGUCGGGGAUUUCGGUCGGCUUCGGAUUCAACGAAAACCACGAGGUCAGCAAUCUCCUGCAGCAGGCGGCAAUGAAUCUGACCGCAAGACAGCGCUGCAUAGAGAUGAUGCCCGAUCAUCUGGACUAUCUGGCGCAGGAUGAGGGCAAAAUCUGCGCCGUCGGCAAGGAGAGCGGAUCGAGUGUAUGCUCCGGUGACAGUGGCGGUGGGCUUUACUACGCGAACGAUAAAGUUUGGUACUUGCGCGGCAUUGUAAGUGCAGGUGCAAGAAAGGACCUUGGCAAUGGGCAAACGUCCUGCGAUACGUCACUGCCAGCCACCUACACGGACGUGGCGAAGUACAGACCCUGGAUCGACGCACACGAGAAGAUUCUUGACGAACGGAACCUCCUGAAGGAUGACUCGUGCGGUGAGGUGCGGAACGACAACAUUACGGAUGAAGGCAAGAAACCGAUCUUCAACCAGUAUCCGUGGAAUGCCCUGUUGGAGUUCCGAGAGGCCGGUAAACCGCAAACUCAUCUGGUGUGCAGUGGAGUACUGAUACACCCUCGGUAUGUGCUGACCGUAGGGCACUGUCUGGAUGGAAUUUUAAGAGGUUUUUCGCUUGCAUCGGUACGCCUCGGAGAGUUCAACCUACGCACAACGAAUGACACAGAUCCCGCAGUGCCUGGAGAAGCAACUACAACACAAUCUGUUGACGUCGAAACGUACUAUCGUCAUCCGAAAAUAAACCAACCCAUGUACAGCAACGAUUGGGCACUCGUCAAGCUGAAGCACGAUGCCUCACUGUCCAAGCACAACAUCCGCACCAUCUGUCUCCCCAGUCUGGACGACUUUAAAGAGACAAGCCUAACACUGACCGGCUGGAAGCGAAAUAAGUUCGUCUUUCCGAAGCUCGAGCGAGACACGAUGAAUCUGAGCUCGCCGGUCCAAUGUCGGGAUGAGUAUAAGAAACUCGGCAUCAAUCUACCGGCCACCGAUGAUAUGGUUUGUGCGUUCCACAAGGAUCAACCGAAGGCCAAUUGCAACAACUACGCCACGGGAUCGCCCCUGCAGUACAUAAAGGUGGUCGACAAGAAGCCCCGCUACUUCCUGGCCGGACUGAUGGUGCUCAAUUUUCCGUUCUGCCGUAUGAAUGGGUCGGAAGUGUUCGUCAGCCUUACUGGGGCCUCCGAGUGGAUUAAGAAAACGGUGAUCGGAUGAAGCUGCGCAAGAUCGCAGCUCUUUUAUGUUGUACCAAAACAUCCUACUCAUAAUUAAGUUUUUAGAAAAUUAUUCGAAAUACACAUCAGUGUCG